GGCUGACCUGCAGCGGGCCCUGUGGCGGGUCUGGAGGAACGGUCAGUAGGAGAACCUGGAGUAGACCUCCGGCCCAUCGGCACCGCAUACUCGACGCGGCGUCUACACCCCAAACAUUCAAGAUGCCUUUUGAAACGCAGGCAUUGUCUCAGGAUGAACUCCGCAAGAGGCUGUACCAGACGUUUAAGAAUCGAGGGAUUUUGGACACCCUCAAGACUCAACUUCGAAACCAGCUCAUUCAUGAGUUGAUGCAUCCUGUUUUGAGUGGAGAAGUGCAGCCACAGUCCAUUCCUGUUGAAGGAAGCUCACUAUUAGUUGGGGCUUCUAAUAGUCUUGUGGCUGAUCACCUUCGAAGGUGUGGCUAUGAAUAUUCGCUCUCUGUUUUCUUUCCUGAGAGUGGCUUAGAAAAAGAAAAGGUUUUUUCUAUGCAAGAUCUGCUCCAGCUGAUUAAAAUCAACCCUAAAUCCAGUUUCUACAAAUCAUUGACUUCAAAAAUUCAAAAAGAGAACCAAAAAGGUUUUCUCAUGCAGAUUUUGAUGGAAUUGACAGAAUAUCAUCUAUCCAGGGAAAGUUGUAAUAUAGAGACUCAAACAAGUUCAGCAUUAUUACCUGCUCGUGAAUCUCUUGCUGAAAAACUUCAACUCAUUGAUGAGCAAUUUGCAGAUAUUUAUCCCCAGCGCCUUAAAUUGGAAUCUUUAGAAACAAAGCUCAAUGAAUAUAAGAAAGAAAUAGAACAACAGCUUCAAUCAGAAAUGUCUCAGAAGUUGAAGCAUUUUAAAGAUAUCGAAAUAGCAAGAAUGAGAAUGGAAGAAAAAAGAAGAUUCCAAAAAGAAGUGACUGAAUUGCGGCAAGAAUUUGAAAAAACACACCAAGCAAAAUCUGAAGCUCUGAUUUCUCGAGAAAAGAAUGCUAUUGAAAGACUUCAAAAGCAUCAGGAGAUUGAAGCAAAAGAAAUUUAUGUCCAGAGGCAGGGUUUGCUGAAAGACAUAGAAAUGGUAAGAAGUAGAGAAGUUGAACUGAAGCAAAGAAUUGAAGCUUUUGAAUUAACCCAGAAGCUACAAGAAGAAAAAUAUAAAAACUUAGAAGAAUCCCUGAGAAGAAGGGAGCUGAAUGUGAAGAACAUGGAGGAAGCAUAUGAACAAAGGCUCAAGAAUGAACUUUUAAAGUAUCAGCUUGAAUUAAAGGAAGAAUAUAUUGCCAGAUCUAAUAGAGUAAUUGAAGAAGAGCAAAGGAACAAAGAGAAAGCUAUGCAUUUGCAAGAAGAGGCCAAUGCUAUUAAUUCCAGAAGGGAAGAAUUCAGGGAAGCUAUAAAUCGUGCCAGAGAUCUUGAGCUUGAAUUGGAUUCUCUCAAAGGACAGAUUUUAUUAGUAACAAAACAAAACCAGUUGCUGACUGAAAAACUUAAAGAUACUACUGAUUAUCUCCUUUUGAAAGAAGAGAGACUGGAGCUUCAAGCACAAAAUAAGUUACUGAAACAACAAAUGGAAGAAAUCAGAAAUGAAAACAUACAACUUCAAAGAAGAUUUACUCAGCCAUCAGCUGAGCUCAUAGCUUUACAGAAAGAAUCAAAGAAGGCAGAAAAUGCAAGAAAGCUUGAACAGAAGGAGUUUGAGGCUGAGAAACAAGCCCUGGAAAAACGGCUUCAAAAUGAGGUUGAACGUUGUUCACUCCUGAAGAACCAGAUUUUAGAUUAUGAAGCUUCUACAAGGAGGUUAAAUACGCAGAUUGAAGACUUGAAAUUGCAACUUAGGCAAACUCAGACAGCUUUAGAGAAUGAAGUAUACCGAAACCCAAAGCCAUCGUUGGUUGAUCGCUCAGUCAUUGAUUUCACAAGUGACAAGAUUGUACCUCAUGAUAUUUAUAUAGAUAAUUUCUUGAAGAAUCAGCUCUUUUAUGAUGCUUUUGUUCAGUCAGAAGAUCUUCCAAGGAGCAGGUAUUGCCAGCAUGCCAGAAUUGAGAGUGCUUCUACAGAUACUGACCUUGAAUUUGUAGCUAAUACCAAAGCAAGAGUAAAAGAACUAGAGAAAGAGGCAGAGUACUUAGAAGAAGCCUACAGGAAUUACCAGCAACGAGUUAUUCAAGCUACAAUGAAAAGCCCUUCACCAGCAAGGAGUCAGUCUCCUUCCCUUUUACCAGCAAUUCUAAGCAGUAACAUUCCUGAAAAAGUUAUGUUUGCAGAGGACAAAUUUGUUUCUGAGCAGCUUCCACUCAGCAGUCUAAAAGAUGAAAAGGGUGAUGGGAUGACUGAUAACCAAACUCCACAGCAAAGCAGAGCCUCUUCCCCCAGACGGCUUUCCUCUACUCCACGUCCAAAGGCAAGGAGAAGCCUUGGUAACCAAAUGUAUUUAGCAGGAUUAUACCUUUCAGGUAAUGGGUCAUUUGUUGUGUCUCCCUGUCCACUUAUUGACAAAAUUCCAUCACCAAUUCCAAGGACAAGCCAGCUUUCAUCUGCUGUAUCUGCUCCCAAUAUCUCAGUUGCUUGUUUACCAAGCAGUCAUGAAAAGAAGUCAAGUAAUUCUGAGAAGCGCACUGAUCAAGAUAUAAGUGAAUUUUCAAACACAGAGAAAUCAGGCAUUGAGGUUGUUAAAAAUGAAUCUUCUUUAGAAUAUGGUGGGAACAUUCCAAAGCAACUUGAAAUAGAUGUGUUAUAUCCAGUGGGAGAUAUGGUUCCUACUAACGAUGUCAUAGACACUGUGCCAACAAUAACUACUUUGCAUCAGGACCCAAUAAUGCUAGAUCUAGAAGAACAGAAGACAGAAGAACAAUGGGAAGAGAAACGGAGAGAGAGGGAGGAAAGGCGUCAGAGAGAAAGAUUGGAAACUUUUGAAAGGGAACAAAGAGAACUACAAAAACUGGAUCAAGAAAUGAGAUUACUUGAAGAAUCAUUGAAAGGUGAAGGAGAAAAAGAUAUUAAAGAGUUAGAAAUCAUCGACAAAGAAAUUGUCAACCCUCUAGAGAAAUAUAUGAAAAUCAUACAACAGAAUAAAGAACAGGAAUCAGUAAGUAAGAGCUCAAAAAAGGAGGUUGUGGAAGAAGCAUCAAUAGAAGAAACACUGCUGUCUAAUGAUAAAGCUGACAGUUUGUCAGUUUCUGAUGAACCAGAUGACUUCUGGUGAGAGGUUUGCUUCCCGGACUCAUACUCCUAACAGUGUGAUGUAUCAAGUUUGGGCUCAGGUUUUCACUGUUGUAAGCCAGAAUAUUUAAUAAAGAUUUUACGUAGAAAAUAUAUGUGAGGUUGCAUCUUUCUUUGUGGCAACUGCAUUUCUUAAAGAGCAUUGUCUUCAAGGACUUAUUGAGAAGUAUUUAAUAGGUGCUAUUGGGAUAAAUCAGUAUUUCUCUUCCUCUUAAAAGAAUGAGUAGUUUUGGUAAAAUUAUUGAAGCAUUUUGCCUUACUGUUAAAAUAACGUUUCCAUUUUUCCUAAAGUAACUUUCCCUUUAUAUAGAAGACUAAUAUUAGUUACAAGGCUUAAUUAAGCACACAGGUUAAGUUAUCUCCUGUCUUCAGUGAACAGUUCUCUGAAACAUUCACUUUUAGUGCUAAUCAGUUGAGCUUUUUAAAAAAGUGUGUGUUCCCUAUCCCCCUAGCUUUUUAUAGCAAUAUGUGUGUGUAUGUAUGUAUGUAUAUACACAUACACACCUUUUAAGGGAACUUAACCUGGAACUCUACUUUAAUGUUUAGUAUGUAAUAUUAGAUUAAAAGAAGUUAAUUCUUUCAGAUAACAGCAAAAUUGUAGAAAAACAGCUUUCCAUCAUAAGUACACAAUGUAGUAAAAUUACUUGUCAUAUCGUUUUGUUUUAUUUUCCUCAGGGCUUAAUGAGAAGGUUGGUUUUUGUUUGUUGGGUGUUCAUACCUGUGAUUUCACUGGCCUAUGGGACUCCCAUGGAGGAAACUCCCUCAAUGUAGAUGAGUGACUGCUUGUGACUCAGAGAGUCUCAAAGAGGGGCCUGAGACACAAAGCAGUGAAGCGGUUUGUCAGAGUCACACAUAGUACGUGUCAGUAGAAGGGCUUUAACUUGGAUCAUUCUGACUUAGCUGCCUAUCUACUAUGCCACUUUGCCUUUCUCCUAAUAAAGGGAAUCAUACAGUUAAUUUUUUUAUUUGUAUUUAUUUAUUUAUUUAUUUUUUGGUGAGGCAAUUGGGUUUAAGUGACUUGCCCAGGAUCACACAGCUAGUAUUAAGUGUCUGAGGCCAGAUUUGAACUCAGGUUCUCCUGACUCCAGGGCUGGUGCUCUAUCCACUGUGCCACCUAGCUGCCCCAUACAGUUAAUUUUUUUAAGUGGCUGUUAAAAGAAUAUCCUAGCUUAAGUUUAUAGUAUGGGAAAUUUCACAAAGAAUGGGUCAUCCAUAUACUAGGAAAUACAGAAAACCACAAUAAUUAGAAAAAUAUUGUUGCAUGUAAACGCAAGCAUGUAUUGAAGAAGUAAAAUGUGUGAAACAGCAUGCCAUAUUAAAAGGCUUUCAGAAGAAUUAUCUUUAUCUAGAUCAGUGGCAGUAUGUGUCACUGAUCUAGAUAAAGAUAAUUGCUCUUUGAAUGCCUGCAGAAUGAAUGA
Molecule: messenger RNA, 4551 nt
Organism: Dromiciops gliroides (monito del monte)
Lineage: Eukaryota; Metazoa; Chordata; Mammalia; Microbiotheria; Microbiotheriidae
Gene: OFD1
Product: OFD1 centriole and centriolar satellite protein
Exons: 23
Coding region: 123-3116 (997 amino acids)
Biological process (GO): epithelial cilium movement involved in determination of left/right asymmetry
Cellular component (GO): ciliary basal body; centrosome
Molecular function (GO): protein binding
Source: RefSeq, a predicted model, not a curated record